CUUCAUUUUCAUUCGAUAGCCGGUCGUAACCUUUGCGUAAUCGUGUGGUGAAUGAAAGCUCGAUCCUUUCACGCGAGGCAGUGACCUUUUGUGAUGCAGGAGAUCGUCUCGUAGGAAGUGUAAAACGUGGCUGCUGGUUAAUCCGUGGGUCAGGAUGGAUCCACCGUGUACAGCGAUUCUACUGGGUCAGAUUCACGCUUGACCUGGGCUGAACGGAUACUUGUAACCAUGUAUCAAGCGGCAAGAACACCGCUCCUUCCGGAUGCUUGCGCAAUGUAGGGAACAAGGAAGUAAGGAAAGAAAUGAUAAUUAUUGGAGUGGUGCAGUAGCAAAUUGUUGUCGGGCGAGGAAAUCGGCGAAGCGUUGCUCGAAACUGAAUCCAAGCUUUUGCUUUCGUGCCGAUCGCUUCUGCGUUAAAAGUGCGCAAAGAGGAUCGCCGGUUGGUUCAAUCGGCCAAGCACAUUCCAACCUUCGAAUAAUUCAUAGGAUAAACUAAUUUCUACACACGCAUACGUAUAAUCAACCUUGAAGGAAGAAAGGACAGUGAUAAUAACAAAAAUAAAAGCGAGGAAACAAAGAAGCUACAUACAUUAACAUUUUCUUUAAAUAUUUAAAAAUUCCCAAGUACCUAUAAUGAUCGUAGGAUGACCAUUCCUCGAAAUUAAAUCGAAGCUUUUGCUUUCGUGCCGAUCGCUUUUGCGUUAAAAGCACACGAAGAGGAUCAUCGGUUGGUACAAUUGGCGAUGCAUUCCACGAAAAUAAAUCGAAGCUUUUGCUUUCGUUGCGUUAAAAGCACGCGAAUAGGAUCGCCGGUUGGUGCAAUUGUCAAAGCAUUCCUCGAAAAUAAAUCGAAGCUUUUGCUUUCGUUGCGUUAAAAUCGCGCAAAGAGGUUCGCCGGUUGGUUCAAUCGACGAAGCAUUCCACGAAAAUAAAUCGAAGCUUUUGCUUUCGUGCCGAUCGCUUUUGCGUUAAAAGCUCGCAAAGAGGAACACCGAUUGGUUCAAUCGGCGAAGCAUUCCACGAAAAUAAAUCGAAGCUUUUGCUUUCGUACCGAUCGCUUCUGCGUUAAAAGCUCGCAAAGAGGAACACCGAUUGGUUCAAUCGGCGAAGCAUUCCACGAAAAUAAAUCGAAGCUUUUGCUUUCGUACCGAUCGCUUCUGCGUUAAAAGCUCGCAAAGAGGAUCACCCGUUGGUUCAAUCGACGAAGCAUUCCACGAAAAUAAAUCGAAGCUUUUGCUUUCGUACCGAUCGCUUCUGCGUUAAAAGCUCGCAAAGAGGAUCACCCGUUGGUUCAAUCGACGAAGCAUUCCACGAAAAUAAAUCGAAGCUUUUGCUUUCGUGCCGAUCGCUUCUGCGUUAAAAGCGCGCAAAGAGGAUCGCCGGUUGGUUCUUUUGCAAUGUCUCGAUGGGAUCGAUAGCCUUUCGCGUGGAUCGCCUCGGAACGAUCGAUUAUAAACGUUUCACCGUGGUUCAUUUGGAGUCUCCGUGAGCCUCUUCUGCACGAUUCGCCUUGCACGUUCUCAAAAUUAUCACGUGAUGAAUAUCGUGAAUAGGAAUCCAAAGAUUACGAGGGUUUGUACCGGAAGCAUAGUGAAUCGGCACCAUAAAAAGAUAUUGUUCGAAAAUUACAGUGAACCGACCGAGACUUAGUUCGAUGGGCGUUGCUACGAGCUUACGUAAAAUGAAGAUACGAUUCCACGCGAGGAGCGUGUAUGCGCCAAAAGGAAACACAAGGCGUACAUAAUAUCUAUAAUACCCGUGUGACCGUGGUUUGGCAUAGCUAUGUAGGCAGCACACGGGAGAUCGUGGCUGAGAAUUACGUAAGCUCCACGGGAGAAAGAUUGUCCGCUAGAAAGCAUGUCAAUGUGGCAAUGCGACUGUUUUUCUAUAGUUUUCUAAUAUCCUGCCGCGUUUUCUGCAAUUCUUUACCCUCCCCUUCCUUCCUCGUCCCACUCGAAUCGUCCGAGGCGUGAUAAAUCGUAAUUUUCAUCCUCACCAGAUCUCGAUCCGGUCAAAGUUGCUCCGCGAUUAUGGUCUUUCGAAAUAUCAAUUUUCCAGCGUCACGCUCAACCCAGAUUUUUUCGAAUCACAGAAGAAAAGAGAACGUAAUGAACGGUUAAUGCGUCGUCCUUCGCCAAAGGCAGCGAAUUAAGCAAGAGUUAAAAAGUUGACGGAGCAGGAUCACCGUUAAGUGGAACAAGGUGUCGCCCCGUAUUACCGACUGACCUAUAAAUUUCGAAUACGUUUCUUCCGAUUUUUGCGACCGAACGGUAACACCUCGUGAUCGACGCGUAGAACGCCAUAAAAUCGUAAAUCACUUAAAUACCCUAGUUCGUUGAACUAUCGUGUAGGUAGGCAGAGGUAGCUAAUUCUUCAAGCUCCACAUAAGUGUUCCUAAUACUCGUACAUAUGAAUCACCUGGCGAAUCGCUGGAUGUUCCACGAUAGACUCUUUAACCAACCUGUUUUACCUUGAAACUAUACCGGUAUCGAGAAGCCUGGAAAUCAGGUGUGCAUAUAUAAUCAAGCCGCUACACGCGAAUCUAAUGACGUCGAAUAUAUAACCUGAUAAGUGCGGUAUAUUUUUCUUUGAACGACGUUGAGGUUAAGACGAGCAGUAGCGAGAUGGAUAAUGCUCUGCGUGGUGAUUGAAGAUGCUGGUGGUAUCGUUAGAGAGAGGUGAUAAAACACGUUUUCCCAAUAAGUACCGACAGACGCAAUUACGGUUAUCUACAGUUAAGGUCACGGAAAAAAGGAGUUCGGGUCCCGUCGGUCUAGUUUGCCAUGUUGCAUCGGUACACGAAUGUAUUUCUGAACUCGUUCGCUUAGAGAGACGUAGCUAACACGUACGCGGGAACGGCCGAGCCUACGCCCAUCUUAGACGGUAUCAUAUACCGUUAUAUUAUUUAUAACGAGGAAACACACUUUGCCUACGCUUAUGCGGCUUCCCGCCCUCUACUACUGCACUUUUCACGCUUCCUCUAUUCGCUGCGAUUAUACCAUCGUGUUUCCGCCCCGGUGUUGAUUACGAAUGCCGAUAUAUCGAGUGGAGAAUGUUACUCGUUACCGCGAGACACAGGUGUCUAUACCGUUUAUCUACUCAUGGUCGCUCGUUAAGUCAUUUUGAAUUUGCCCGCCGUUUAAUUGCAGAAAUCUACUUUAUCGACCGUACCAUCAACGCUCCCGUUAGAUUCGCAUUAAUUUCUUGCUGGAUUAUUAAAAGCUGUAGUCUUCGCAUCCGCUAAUUUGUAAUUUAGAAAAAUAUCAAUUUGAAUUUCAUGAGCUAUAUGCUUGUCUUUUUAUUAAGGAUUUUCUACUCGCGCAUUCUUUUUCUAUUUCUGUAAUUAUAAAGCAGCGUUUCUUUUUUCAAUCUUUUAAUUUCUUCAUCUUAUGUCCCGUGUUCAAUUACCUCUCACUGCAGUCACUGUGACCGAACUUGUUUAUUAUGUAUAUAAUACCAAUUAGAGUUUGCACCUGGCCAUGCAGAAAUAAAAGAAUUCCGUGGCAGAGGCACCGGUAGACAAUUUUUUCGUACUCGCUCGCUUUUUAACUUCGUUACUGGCCGGAAUCGCGUUUGAAAGUUGAAGCGGUCGCCGCGAGAUGGCGGUAGUCGCGCACAGUAAGUUGUGUGUGUACAGGUCUUUCAGCUGACGGCUUGUAUGUGGUCAAGAUGGCUUCCGCGGAGCAAGUCGGCCUGAACAAAACUUGGGAAUUGUCGCUUUACGAGCUACAUCGUACACCCCAGGAUGCAAUUACCGACAGCACGGAAAUCGCAGUUAGUCCGCGAAGUUUACACAGUGAGCUUAUGUGUCCAAUUUGCCUGGAUAUGCUUAAAAAGACUAUGACUACGAAGGAAUGCCUGCAUCGUUUCUGUUCCGAUUGUAUCAUUACGGCACUCAGGAGCGGCAAUAAGGAAUGUCCAACGUGCAGGAAAAAACUGGUAUCCAAGAGAUCUCUCAGGCCAGAUCCUAAUUUUGAUCUGUUGAUUUCUAAAAUAUAUCCCAGUCGUGACGAGUACGAGGCACAUCAGGAAAGAGUACUAGCAAAACUGAAUAAGUCACAUUCGCAAGCUGCACUGGUGAAUUCUAUUACAGAGGGAAUCAAACUGCAAAGUCAAAAUCGUCCUCAGAGGUCUAGGAAAAAUGCCAAUGAGUCAGAGAAUGCCAGCAACGCCACGUCUUACAAUAACUCUCAAAAUGCCAGUGCACCUGCCACGCCGAAUGCUACGAAUGCUGCAAAUCAAAGCGAUUCCUCUCAAAGCACAACAGGACCUUUAAACAAUAGUAGUGGGGGUACAACCUCCAGAAACUCUACCACACCUUCACCAAAUCCAGCAAAUCAAAUCCCCAAGCCACCAAAACGACAAAAAAGUUUACAAAAUUCCGAGAAUGAUUCAUCUAGUGCAGAGGCUGAAACUGGUGGUGGUGAUUCCAUGGUAGACACAGAGGGUGAAGGUCCUAGUGAGCCCUUGAUGUUGAACGAGAUCGAGCUCGUUUUCAAGCCACAUCCUACGGAAAUGGCCGGAGAUAAUUCCCUCAUAAAAGCUCUGAAGGAAAACAGUAUACGGUAUAUCAAAACAACGGCAAAUGCAACAGUGGACCACCUGAGCAAGUACCUGGCUAUGCGGUUAACAUUGGAUCUGGACACAGAAUUAUCAGAAUCAGACAGGCUACUGAACUUUUGUAUUUACAUAGCACCUUCUCCUGGUCAAUUAGUGGUAUUGAGUGGAUCUCAGACGUUGAGGCAGGUCAACGACAAAUUUUGGCGCGUCAAUCGACCCCUGGAAAUGUACUACUCGUGGAAGAAGACCUAGGGAAGGCCUCGAAAAUAUCAGUCUGACGGGAGCUAGUCGUGUUAAGCUCCAAAAAAUAAAAAAUAAAAAGAAAAAAAAUCAUUCGUACUACGUGAAGUACAGAGACGAGAAACGCAUAUUGUUAUAUGAGAAUCAACCGAUAUAUUUUACUGUACUUCAAUAGCCUUGGAUUAUGUUCAAGGAUCGAAAGAGAUUGGAGGAGAGCAAGUUUCUUGUGAUCAUCGACAGUGGUGCAAUUUUCCUCUUCAUGGGAUUGGUUGCUUUUGUUUCCUCUGAAGGGAACGAUAGAAGAAGCGGAUAGAUUUUUAAUUAAAGCUUUGUACAGCGAUUUAUUCUAAAUGCAACAGAGUUUAGUCUCGGAUACAAACUGCCAUUCACCAGAUUGCAUUGGAUUAUGAAUGGAUCGAUGGAUUUUCGCGUCGCCGAACCGUGAACUGCGUAUAAUAUUCAUCAGACUAUGCCCUUUUUUCACAGGUGUAAGUUAAUCCGGUGCGCCCAGUAAUACGAUACUUCAGCAAGCUGAUGGCCUCAAUGGUUAAGUAACUUAUUUAAAAUAAGUCUCCGAUUCGCUG
This is a messenger RNA of Eufriesea mexicana, 5384 nucleotides long. RefSeq names its product E3 ubiquitin-protein ligase Sce (gene Sce). Bases 3670 to 4812 code for a protein of 380 amino acids. Gene Ontology annotation, cellular component: PcG protein complex; ubiquitin ligase complex. NCBI's taxonomy places the organism in Eukaryota, Metazoa, Arthropoda, Insecta, Hymenoptera, Apidae. The record is from RefSeq and is a predicted model, not a curated record. The transcript is spliced from 4 exons. Gene Ontology annotation, molecular function: chromatin binding; ubiquitin protein ligase activity.